UCGCACGUCCAUCUCGCAUCCAAAUUCACGUAAAAGUCAAAGUCGACGUAAACAAACCCACUGACAGUUCCCGAAAAUCGUUUCGUGAUGUUCGCCAACGCGUACCAGAGCGGCUUCAUGUCGAUCUUCUACAGCGUCGGCAGCAACCCUUUGCAGCUGUGGGACAAGCAAGUGAAGAACGGCCACAUCAGACGCGUCGUCGACGACGAGGUGCGCUCUCUGGUGCUGGAGAUCUCCGGGACCAACGUAGCCACGACCUACAUCACGUGCCCCAUCAAGCCCAGGCUCUCGCUGGGGAUCAAGCUGCCCUUUUUGGUCAUGAUCAUCAAGAACAUGAAGAAGUAUUUCACGUUCGAGAUACAGAUUCUGGAUGAUAAAGAUAUGCAUCGACGGUUCAGAGUUUCUAAUUUUCAGUCAACGACCAAGGUGCGACCGUUUUGUACCACGAUGCCCAUCGGGCUGAGCACUGGGUGGAAUCAGGUCCAGUUUAAUUUGGCCGACUUCACUAAACGAGCUUACGGCUCCACCUACCUAGAAACCACUCGAGUUCAAAUUCACGCAAACGUCCGAAUCCGCCGCAUCUAUUUCUCCGACGUCCUCUACAGCGACGACGAACUCCCCAACGAAUACAAACUCUUCCUCCCAACUCCCGGCACCCAAACCGUCUCAAGACCAUCCCAAGCCAAAAAAGAAUCCAUUCAAGAGAAACCAGAAGAAAAGAAACCCUCCGUAUCCGAAACACCCGAAAUCCCGCCAUCCCAAGAAGAAACCCCAUCUGCCGCGCCACCCAGCCCGGUCGGUAUGCACAUACCCGAGGGCGAGGACGCACCCACCACCACCCCCACGGAAGAACCCACCGAGUCGGAGAUGGUAGCAGAACCACCCAGCGAACCCAUAGAGGGAGAAACCACGGUUGAGCCCACCUCGGGUGACGUGACCACCGUGGAACCCACGACGACGGAGCUCACAUCCGAGCCCAUGGAAGGCGAGCCUCUGGUGGAGGGAGUCGAAGUUACCGGCGAACCGACGCCGGAGGGCGAAGCGCCGGGAGAACCGGCUCCGCAGGAAGGGGAGGCCGAAGCGCCGGCGGCGGCUGAAGAGGCGGUCGCUGAGGCACCGGUGGAGGAGGCGCCGACGCAGGAGGAAGCGCCGCCGCCGGAGGAGGCACCGCCGGAAGAGGCACCGCCUGCGGAGCCUGAGGCAGGAGUGACUGAAGAAGCGACGCCGAGUGAGAAGGUGGAAGAGGCAGCGCCUGCGCCACCGGAAGAGGCGGUGGCUGAGGAGCCGCCGUCGGAGGCGGCUGCCGAGGAGGCGGCUUAAGAAUAGUUUACUGUUUUAUGAAUGCGGAGGAUUUUUUGAAUGUAUUUUUUCAUUA
Messenger RNA from Zophobas morio, 1375 nucleotides. RefSeq names its product fibrous sheath CABYR-binding protein-like. The record is from RefSeq and is a predicted model, not a curated record. Gene Ontology annotation, biological process: positive regulation of cell motility; regulation of cilium beat frequency involved in ciliary motility; cilium assembly. Gene Ontology annotation, cellular component: motile cilium; ciliary basal body. Lineage: Eukaryota; Metazoa; Arthropoda; Insecta; Coleoptera; Tenebrionidae. Bases 88 to 1320 code for a protein of 410 amino acids. The transcript has 5 exons.